Molecule: messenger RNA, 557 nt
Organism: Thalassophryne amazonica
Lineage: Eukaryota; Metazoa; Chordata; Actinopteri; Batrachoidiformes; Batrachoididae
Exons: 2
Coding region: 37-504 (155 amino acids)
Source: RefSeq, a predicted model, not a curated record
GUCAGAUAAUUUUACACCGUGUGUUUGUUCUCAGACAUGUCUGUCCAGGUGCGGUGUCUUUCCUUUCGUCAGCCGUAUGCUGGUCUGGUUCUUAACGGGGUGAAGACGCUGGAGACCCGCUGGAGGCCCUUACUGGCCCCGCUGGAGAACCAGACCCUGGCUGUCCACAUCGCCCGUCGAGACUGGGAGGGAGAAGAGUGGAAAGACGUUCUGUAUGGCCGGCUGGAAAUGAGUGGUUCCGAGGUGGGAGAGCUGCUGGAGUCUGGUGAGCGGUUCGGCCGCGGCGUGGUGGCAGGACUGGUGGAUGUUGGCGGAACCUGGCUUUGCCCCACCUCUCUGCCUGAGGCAGACCUGCAACAUUCUGAGCAGUCAGCUGUCCUGAUUGGUCUACAAGAUAAACACCUAACCCUGCUUUCCAACCCUCGCUGGCUGAGAGCACCACUGAGCAUUCAAGGAGGUCGCGAUGUCUGGACCGUGGAGAUCCCAGCAGAGCUGUUGCCGUGACGGCACACACGUUGAUGCCCACAGUAGCAGCUGUGAUGCUAACAGAGACACAC